Arvicola amphibius (Eurasian water vole) is the source of this 4370-nucleotide messenger RNA. RefSeq names its product Rac/Cdc42 guanine nucleotide exchange factor 6 (gene Arhgef6). Gene Ontology annotation, molecular function: protein binding; guanyl-nucleotide exchange factor activity. Gene Ontology annotation, biological process: intracellular signal transduction. The record is from RefSeq and is a predicted model, not a curated record. Lineage: Eukaryota; Metazoa; Chordata; Mammalia; Rodentia; Cricetidae.
AUGCAAUCACGGAUGUGGCUUAGUCCUCGCAGCUGCCGGAGAGCUGUUCAGAGAGUACGAGCCCCAGUCAUGAAUCCAGAAGAACGCGUUGUGACAUGGCUUAUAUCUUUGGGAGUUUUAGAGUCUCCCAAAAAGACCAUCUGUGAUCCAGAGGAGUUCCUGAAGUCCUCGCUGAAAAAUGGGGUGGUGUUGUGCAAACUCAUCAACAGACUCCUGCCUGGUUCGGUGGAGAAGUAUUGUCUGGAGCCCCAAACUGAAGACGACUGUAUCAACAAUAUCAAUGACUUCCUGAAAGGAUGUGCAACUCUUCAAGUGGAAGUUUUUGAGCCCGAUGACCUUUAUUCAGGGGCCAAUUUCUCCAAGGUUCUGAGCACUCUUUUAGCUGUCAACAAAGCAACAGAAGAUCAGCUAUCAGAAAGACCAUGUGGACGGUCCUCUUCUCUUAGCACUUCCGCUACCAACAGUGCCCCACCAAACCCACAGGCAACAGUACCCAGCACCACUCCAGCGCAGCAAAGUCAGGCAAAGGCAGUGGAAAUGACGGAAAAUGGAAGUCACCAGUUGAUAGUAAAGGCGAGAUUCAACUUCAAGCAGACUAACGAAGAUGAACUGUCAGUGUGCAAAGGCGACAUCAUUUAUGUCACUAGAGUUGAAGAAGGAGGCUGGUGGGAAGGCACAUUAAAUGGGAGAACAGGAUGGUUCCCUAGUAAUUAUGUCCGAGAAAUUAAACCCAGCGAGAGACCUCUGUCCCCUAAAGCUGUCAAAGGAUUUGAUGCUGUUCCACUUACCAAGAAUUACUACACUGUGGUGUUACAGAACAUCUUGGAUACUGAAAAAGAAUAUGCCAAAGAACUUCAGUCGCUUCUGGUUACUUACCUAAGACCUUUGCAGGCUAAUAACAACCUUAGUUCUGUGGAGUUUACUUGUUUAUUGGGAAACUUUGAAGAAGUAUGCGCCUUCCAACAGACGCUCUGCCAAGCCUUGGAAGAAUGUUCAAAGUUUCCAGAAAACCAGCACAAAGUAGGAGGCUGUCUACUGAACCUCAUGCCCCAUUUUAAAUCGAUGUACCUGGCUUACUGUGCAAAUCAUCCUUCAGCGGUCAAUGUGCUCACUCAGCACAGUGAUGAUCUAGAACGAUUCAUGGAAAAUCAAGGUGCAGCCAGCCCAGGUGUCCUCAUUUUAACGACAAGCCUCAGCAAGCCGUUCAUGCGACUGGAGAAGUAUGUUACUCUCUUGCAAGAGCUGGAGCGACAUAUGGAGGACACUCAUCCGGACCAUCAAGACAUUCUGAAGGCAAUCCUAGCAUUCAAAGCACUCAUGGGGCAGUGCCAAGAUCUGAGAAAGAGAAAACAACUGGAAUUGCAGAUCCUUUCGGAACCUAUUCAGGCAUGGGAAGGAGACGAUAUUAAGAGCCUGGGGAAUGUGAUCUUCAUGUCGCAAGUGAUGGUACAGUACGGAACCUGUGAGGAAAAAGAGGAGCGAUAUUUUAUGCUGUUUUCAAAUGUCUUGGUAAUGUUGUCUGCAAGUCCUCGGAUGAGUGGCUUUAUCUAUCAGGGAAAAAUACCAGUAGCAGGGAUGGUGGUGAAUAGAUUGGAUGAAACCGAAGGGAGCGACUGUGCAUUUGAAAUCACAGGUAACAUAAUAGAGAGAAUUGUGGUCUAUUGCAACAAUAGCCAGGAUUUCCAGGAAUGGCUGGAGCACCUGAACAGACUGACCAGAGGACCAGCCUCUUCCAGCUCAUUGUCUAAGACCUCGACAUCAUCCUGUAGUGGGCAUUCUUCUUUUAGCUCUACUGGACAGCCCCGAGGACCCUUGGAGCCUCCUCAAAUUAUAAAACCGUGGAGUUUAAGUUGCCUACGACCUGCACCUCCACUUAGACCAUCAGCAGCACUAGGUUAUAAAGAGAGGAUGUCUUAUAUCUUAAAGGAAUCUAGUAAGAGCCCCAAGACAAUGAAGAAGUUUCUUCACAAAAGAAAGACGGAGAGAAAAGCCUCGGAGGAAGACUACGUGAUUAGGAAAAGUACAGCUGCUCUGGAAGAGGACGCUCAGAUUCUUAAGGUGAUCGAAGCCUACUGCACCAGCGCCAGUUUUCAACAGGGCACUCGGAAAGAUUCUGUCCCACAAGUGCUACUCCCUGAGGAAGAGAAACUCAUUAUUGAAGAAACCAGAAGUAACGGGCAGACCAUCAUCGAAGAAAAGAGCCUUGUUGAUACUGUGUACGCCUUGAAGGAUGAGGUCAAAGAACUGAAGCAGGAGAAUAAGAGAAUGAAGCAAUGCCUGGAAGAAGAACUGAAGUCGAGGAAGGACCUAGAAAAACUGGUCCGGAAGCUGUUGAAGCAAACAGAUGAGUGCAUUCGAGCUGAAGCCAGCAGCAAGUCCGCAAUUCUCCCAUAACUGUCACUGCUCAGCUGAGCACUCGUUGAAAUAGCCAGCUGAAUUUGACUGUGCCCUUCAGCUUUUGCUUUGUGUUUCUCUCUCUCUCUCUCUCUCUCUCUCUCUCUCUCUCUCUCUCUCUCUCUCUCUCUCUCUCUCUCUCUCUGCUUGAGUGUUUGUUACUUGGUUAUCAGUUGAUUGAUAUUUGUUUUAACAGGUGGAAGAGCAACCUGGGGUGGUGAUAAAGUGGCCCCAAUACUUUGCUAUGCCCAACAGCCCUUUACUACCUAAUUCGCUGAAGGCAAAGCUUCCCAGGCUACGUGUAGAGUAGGUGACAGUGAAUGCCUUUGCCCAAUGCUCCAGCUGUACUUUCCUGGAUUGUCACGUGGCUCCCUUCCAUACUUUAACAAUCAUUGCCCUGCGUUGUCUUUUAAGACCAAGAACAGGGUAGGGUCCUCAUUCCCUUUACGCUGGUGUACAUUUCAAUCAGUGGGGUAGGAACUCCAACUGUCCAUCAGCAAACUGCUUCCGGCAAUCCCCCCUUAGCAGCAGGGCAGAGCAUCUAUUCCUAGUGCACCGUAGCUUGACAGCCCAGCCUUCCGCCUCUACGGAAGUUUUCUACCUCCCCACCCCACCCCUGUGCUUUUAGGCAGCCGUACCCAGUGGUGUGUAAACUAGUGUGGGUGUGCUUUGCUUAUUUUGUCGGCUACAACAAGCAGCGACUUUAUCUUGACUAUUCAAACUACAACCUUUUCCCCUUUCUAAACAACCUGGGUGACAAGACGCCAUGUACACACCUUCCACCCCGUCUUAUCGAGCCCCGGUUUGGUUUCUGCAGUGAGAAGUUAGAAUCAUCAUUGCCCUCUUUGGUGUAAGCCUUGAGUACAUGAGCCAGUUUGUAUAUCCUGAGCGAAAGGCCCCCCCUCCACCAUCUGGGCUGCUUGCCAGUGAAGCUGAUUGUCUGAAACUAUUUUUCUCAAGUUGGGCAUAAUGCCGAACCAUUGGCUUUGUAAGUAGUCCAGAAAUCUGAAGUGUGAGAAAGCAGAUUUAGAAGAGAGCCCCAGAAGAAGACCUAAAUUCAACACAAGUCAAAAUGGUCCAAGGCGACAGGAUGGGGCAGAGCAGAACUUGUCCACCUCCUCGGAUGGCAGGGCAACUUGGCCAGGUGGCAAAGUCACUUUAAAGAGAGACUGAAAGCCAACAAAGUCUUCUAUAUAUGUGUGGUGCAUGCCUGUAAGUGCUGUUUCAAAACCAAACUCGAGGCCUAGAUUCUUGUUGAGGAGCCCUUUGCUUUCUGGCAUGGAGGCUCUCACAGUUUCCAUGAUUUCGUGGUACAGGGCAUUGCCUCCUGCUACAUAAACAGCAGUAUAGCAUCCACAGGAAGUGGAGAAUUCCUGAAGUCCACCCUCAGAUGCUUGUACACACAGCCAUCUUCGGCAGCGCGAGUGAGGGUUUCUAAGAAUGACUGGCCUGUUUCUAAGCCCUGUGAUUUCUAUGAGACAUCUUUCAUGUCAAAAUUUAAAAUAAGAUACAACAGUAGCAAUCCAGAUGUUCACAUGUGUUUUGUCUGUGUUUAGUCAAUAGUUUGCAAUCCAUGUGCACAUUUGAAGCUUUAGUGAUUACCAAUAAUUUAGCUGAUUGCUUAGGACAUUGAAGGGUCUCUAAAAGGAUGUGUACAUAUGCAUGUUUGGGGACUUUGCCCUUCCCAGGAGAGGCCCUUGAUACUUGGGAUAACGCAACUUGUGCAGUGGGCUGCCCGCGCUUACACACUAAAUAAUAUAAAGGAAAUGAAGCCAUGUUAACUUGACAGCUGUGUCUCAGUAGUUGUGUUGUUUACAAUACUCUAUAAAUGGGUUCCUGUUCCUCUGUAAUUAAACUGCUGCCCUUAGAGGCCUUUCAGUUUCUUCUCUGUCAUGUCCCUUCUGACAGGAGCUCAGAUUUUCUAAACUUGUUUUUAUUUUAAAGACUUUUAAAAUGAACAUUUUCAAUAAACAAGA